CCAAAAUGCUUUUUCUCUGCAUAGACCAGUCUCAUUUGUGAAAUAAUAAUGUAUAUACACUUAAAUUCAAUCACACAUAUAUUUCUCAUAUAUUUAGAAAUAACUAUGUGGAUAGAAUUAAAACAGCUUUAACGAAUUUCAGAAGACUGACUAGGAUAAAGAUGGUCAUCACAAGUCAUGUUAUCAAAGUCAUAAUCUACUGGAUAAUGAUCGCCGGGGUUUAUUCAAGUCCGGCGACACAUUGGUCAUAUACCAAUGAAGAAACAGGCCCUAAAACUUGGCCAAAACACUUUAAGAGAAUGUGUGGUGGUCAUUUUCAAUCGCCUAUAAGUCUUAUGUCAAGCAGAGCUUUCUACUUAUCUGAAUUGAAAGCGAUUAAAAUUUAUCGAAGGGAAACAGCUCCAACGAGUAAUAAUGUCGUCAAGAACAAUGGGCAUUCAGUUGUCAUCGAAUUCCCAGCUGAUACAUGGUUUGUUUCAUUCGACGAAAGAUUUGACCAUAGUUAUGAAGUUGCUCAAAUGCAUUUCCAUUGGGGUUCACAUGACGAUUUGGGUGCUGAACAUAUUCUUGACGGUCGCAAAUAUCCUAUGGAGGCUCAUAUAGUUGCAUUUUGGAAAGAGAUGUACCCUACUUUGAAAGAAGCUGUGGAUAGACCAGGCGGUCUAGCUGUACUCGGAGUGUUGCAUGAAGUUCGUGAUACAAUAACUACUACUGAAAGUCAAAUGAGUAAAUAUGGAAAGCUUUCUGAACAACUUGGAUCAUCUCUUUCACCUGGUGUCUCACAAAGUAUUCCAGAAUUCAAUUUGUCAAAUAUUUUGUUGAACAUUAGCACAGAUAGUUAUUUUCGUUAUCAAGGUUCAUUGACAACACCACCAUGCACAGAAAAUGUUUUGUGGACUGUAUUUACUGAUGCAGUAGCAGUUAGAUCAGCUGAGAUGACUUUAUUUCGCUCAUUACUCUAUCCAAAUUAUGAAUCUAUGAAGAAUAUGGCGAAUAACUUUAGACCAGUGCAAGCAUUGAAUCCAACUGGUAAUGUCCUCUUCUAUAGAAUGGUUUAUCGUGCCUCAGCUACCGAUUUAGACCCACCUCCAUUACAUUAUAUAUCAGCGGCUAUAUUUGGUAUAUUUAGCUAUAAAUAUAUGUGAAAAUAGAUUUUACUUUAGCUUUUUGUAAUUAGGAAUUGUCGGACAAUGUAUAUGCAUAUAUAUAUGAUCUGUAAAAUGUGAUCC
Messenger RNA from Trichobilharzia szidati, 1229 nucleotides. The record is from the annotation of a GenBank genome assembly. Lineage: Eukaryota; Metazoa; Platyhelminthes; Trematoda; Strigeidida; Schistosomatidae.